Molecule: messenger RNA, 9335 nt
Organism: Cottoperca gobio
Lineage: Eukaryota; Metazoa; Chordata; Actinopteri; Perciformes; Bovichtidae
Gene: cpeb3
Product: cytoplasmic polyadenylation element binding protein 3
Biological process (GO): negative regulation of cytoplasmic translation
Cellular component (GO): cytoplasm; nucleus; synapse
Molecular function (GO): mRNA regulatory element binding translation repressor activity; ribosome binding; translation factor activity, RNA binding
Source: RefSeq, a predicted model, not a curated record
GUGUGCUUGUCAAUUGUGCUUUUGCAAGGCGUUGUCUCCUAAAUGCAAAGUAAAGGAUGCAUGAAAGGUUAAAUGUAUAGUGUCUAACUUUGAAUAGAGGACUUAAAGAGCUUCCAGUGUCGUUCCAGCCUUGACUUUUAAGCAAGUGUACAUUAGUACAUCUUGUAUAAUGCCAACCCUUGGCUGUGUCAAUGCGGACCCCGGGAGAGUCCCUCUUUGCGCUAUAAUAAAACCCCUUCGCCUACUAUAAAUCAUAUCAUUCCUGUUUGGACUUUUGUAUUGAGUAUUGUAGGCCUAUACUCGUUUGGCCAGUCAACUUUAUCCUAUUUGUUAAAUUGUCUUAUUAAUCGUGUUAAACGUAUUAAAACCUAAGGCUGACACAAUUGUAUUGUAAGAGAAAGCCGGUGCAUGAGACAUCUUUGCGGUAUAUUACAGCGGUUCAGGUGCGUCACUUUCCUCUGCAUAAAAAGGGCGAAGUGUGCCUUUUGGUGGGAGUCAUUUCACUUUUUUUAACACCUCUGUGGUCGCGUGUGUCGAAGUGCCUGGGUCAACCUGUCUUUUAGCCUUGUUUGAAGGACAGCUGUAUUAACUGACGUAUGUAAAUGAAUAUAGGGGAGGUCCUUGGGCAAAAAACACACACUGAAUCAGGUUCACUUUGCAGCUCCGGAGUUCCUGCGUGGAAGGAAAAACGAGACGUGGCGAAAUCUGCUCAGCAAACCAUGCAGGAUGAUUUACUGAUGGACAAAAACAAAGCCCAGCCUCACCAUCAGCAAGAUCCGACGCAAGUAGACCCUCCUCCCUCAACCCCGACCCCGUCAUCGGAGCCCACUUCUUCUUCAUCGGAGUCGGAGAGCCCGUCGACCGGGAGCAACCAAGCGGCUUCAGCGCUGAACAGCAGCAGCAAAGACAAAGUGUCGAUGGAGUCGCCGAUCCUGCCCGGGUUGAGCUUCCACCACCAGCCGCAUGAGACCGGCGGCCCCCUUUCCUCCCCGUCCUCCUCUUUUGGGAGCACUUGGUCCACGGGAACCACAAACACCGCCGUGGAUGACAGCUUUUUCCAGGGAAUACCCUCGGUGAACGGGACGAUGCUUUUCCAGAACUUCCCCCACCACGUCAACCCGGUCUUCGGGGGUAAUUUCUCCCCGCAGAUCGGUCUGGCUCCCCAGUCCCAACAGCAUCAACAGCAAGCCCAGCAGCAGCAGCAGCAGCAGCAGCCCCAGCAGCAGCAGCAGCAGCAGCAGCCCCAGCAGAGGAGAUCCCCUGUCAGCCCCAACCAAGGCCCCUUCCCCCAGAGAAACGCUUAUCAGACCAUAAUGAAUAACAGCAAAGGGUCGUCGUCUUCUUCUUCUGCCUCGUCGUCCGCUUGGAAUAAUCACCAAAACGCCGCAUGGAGCUCAGCUUCCAACCCCUGGAGCGGGCUGCAGGCAGGCAGGGACCCGCGCAGAGCGGUGGGUGUCGGGGUUGGAGUCGGAAUUGGCGUCGGGGUGCCGUCCCCCAUGAACCCCAUCUCCCCCAUGAAAAAGCCCUAUACCAGCAACGUUAUAGCACCCCCCAAGUUCCCAAGACCCGGUCCCCUCACCCCAAAGCCUUGGAUGGACGACAGCGCCUUCAGGACUGACAACAGCAACAACAUACUGCCUUUCCAGGACCGGAAUCGGCCCUUUGAUGCUUUUAGCUUGCACUCUUUGGAGAAUUCCUUAAUGGAUAUGAUAAGGACUGACCAUGACAAAGGUAAACCACACCCUGCCGGUGGCCCACCAAUGACUAUCGCUGAUAUUAUAUGGAGGAAUCAUUUUGCAGGACGCAUGGGCCUCAACUUUCAUCAUCCUGGAGCAGAACACAUAAUGCCACUGAAUACCCGGAGCUAUGGCCGCAGAAGAGGCCGUUCCUGUCUUUUUCCCUUUGAAGAUGGUUUCCUCGACGACGGUCAUGGUGACCCUUCCUUGACCCCGGGCCUGAACUCUCCGACCCGCUGCCAGAACGGAGAGAGGAUGGAGCGCUACUCCAGGAAGGUCUUUGUCGGAGGCCUCCCCCCUGACAUAGACGAAGAUGAAAUCACCAACAGUUUCCGUCGCUAUGGGCACCUGGUGGUAGACUGGCCCCAUAAAGCUGAGAGCAAAUCCUACUUCCCACCUAAAGGCUACGCCUUCCUGCUCUUCCAGGAAGAGACUUCUGUCCAGGCCUUGAUUGACGCCUGCAUCGAGGAGGACGGAAAGCUCUACCUGUGUGUUUCCAGUCCCACCAUCAAAGACAAACCGGUCCAGAUCCGUCCCUGGAACCUGAGCGACAGCGACUUCGUCAUGGACGGCUCACAGCCUCUGGACCCCCGCAAAACCAUCUUUGUAGGGGGGGUGCCGCGGCCCCUGCGUGCAGUGGAGCUGGCUAUGAUCAUGGACCGGCUGUACGGAGGUGUUUGCUACGCCGGCAUCGACACCGACCCGGAGCUCAAAUACCCGAAGGGAGCCGGCCGCGUGGCCUUCUCCAAUCAGCAGAGCUACAUCGCUGCCAUCAGCGCUCGCUUCGUUCAGCUGCAGCACAAUGACAUCGACAAAAGGGUGGAGGUGAAGCCGUACGUCUUGGACGACCAGAUGUGCGAUGAAUGCCAGGGGGCUCGCUGUGGGGGGAAGUUCGCCCCCUUCUUCUGUGCCAACGUCACCUGCCUGCAGUACUACUGCGAGUACUGCUGGGCCAGCAUCCACUCUCGAGCCGGCCGAGAGUUUCACAAGCCGCUGGUGAAGGAGGGGGGCGACCGCCCUCGACACGUGUCCUUCCGCUGGAGCUGAGGGGGGGUACACGAGUCAGCCCUGCCCCGGUGAACCCACACACCCGACCCCUACAGGCCGGGACAGCGCUGUAACACCCCCCCCCCCCCCACACACACACACACACACACACACACACACACACACACAAACACACAACCCACCCUGCUCCCCACAAACACCUCAUGAAAAAAGCAAAAAGGAUAACGUCAAAUAUACGGGACUGUCUUCAUACCACACGGCUCCGAACUCAUUGUCUACGGCUCCCCUCCGAUGAAGCAUUGUAGGGGAAUAAAAUGCGAAAGUCUAUCAGCUUAGAAUUUGCACUUUGGCACAAAAUCUCACUAAACACACACACACACACACACACACACACACACACACACACACACACACACACACACACACACACAGGAUGGUAUGUUAGACACCUGGCUACUUUGAGUUCCCCGCUCUGUUGGGUGGGUGGUGUGGUACGUCCUCCUCCUGAGAGGCGGAACCAUACAAAUAUUUAAAAAGUAUAUAUUUUUUGUUUUGUACCUAUCUAUACAUAUAUAGAUAAUUUAAAUUUUAUGUAAAAGGAGCAUGCACUUAUUUUCAAAAGCUGUAGUUAUAUUGCCCCUACUAAAAAAAUGAUAAUAAUAAUUACCAAAGGCAAAUGAAAUGAAUGCAUACAGACGAGCUGAAUAGGUGGCCUAAGAUGUAGCAACACAGCUAUCCAGUAGUGUGGGCCCGUAUCGCCCGGAGUAAAAAUAACACGGCUAUAUUCGCUCUCAAUUUUGACUCUGAAAAUAUUAAUACCUCAUAUGCGCAAUCAGAUUAGUUUGCUUUUGAUUUCUAGGUCUUUAUUUUUAUAAUAACAUUAUUUUCUAGUGUUAUGUAAAUGUAUUGCUGCAAUAGCUUUGCUGCUAAAUCCAUGGUAUAAACGGAUACCAUAAGUACUUUAUUCAGGCUAAAAUAACGGAUCAAGAGAAGCACCUGGUGUUGUAGAAUGACGAGCUAUCAUCGGGGGAGGGGGCGCCCCUGGACAACGAUGGCUACCUUUUGUGGGGGGUCGGGGUGGGUCGCCCCUAACUGCAUGUUUAUUUCAAUCAGGUUGCUGCAUGCAAUAGAUUUUUCAGUAUCAUGUCUACUAUUCGAUUCUGCCCAUGUUUGCACAACACACUAUAGACGGACGUUCGACUCGCACGAAACUGGACAGGGAGGACGGGUCAGAGGAAUCAUGGCGGCUCCACGUCGCCGGUCGUGCUGACGGGCCGCGGCACAGAGCGGCCGGAGCAGCGAACGCAUCCAGACGACAGGGAGGGGAAAAACAACCUUAAUAAUCACAAAUCAAAUCAAAUGUAGGAUUACCAUUUAAAACUGUCUAUGAUAGGUGAAGUACUUUUUUGCAGUGAUUGUUGAUAUAAUUGUGCAAUUUUUUAUACCGUAUGUAGUUAGGUCUGAGUAUGCCUAGAACUGUGAUUCGCUUUAACUGUCGUCAAUGUCCGACAUAGAAGUCCUGUGAAACUUCAUAACUAGUGUAUGCACACGUAUAUAUGUUCUGUUGUACACACACUUGCACCAGUAUACACAGAAGCCUCUCGGCGCACACACACACACACUGACACACACACACACACACACGGACGGCUGUCUUUCUUACGCACACAAACAGGCCUACAAACACACAGUCUGAUCUGAGGAGAAGACAAAUAAUGUGAGCUUAAACUGAGAACUGAGAUCUUUUCUUUCAUUUGUCCCAACGUCGACAAAAAAAAAAGCGCACGUUUACGUCCCAGAAUGCAACCAAAGAGAUCACGUGUUCGACUUUUAACAGACGCCUGACACGCAGAGCGAACAGCCUGCUGCAGCUCAUAACGGCUGAAGCUGCAGUCGAUUAGAUGAGGAACGAGGGCAGUUGGGAAGAAUAAUUGGGGGGGGGGGGGGGGGGCGUAAAAACGAAACAUUGAAGCUACUGGAGACUUGAGGUUGAUAAACUGAGCUCUGCACAUGCUCACUACAUGGCUGGGGUGGGUGGGAACAGGAGAAUGAUAGAGUGCUGCAGGAAUCCUAAGAGUCCUAAAACCCGGACAUGAGUCAGCAUUUCUGCACUCGCGGUUCCCUCAUCUCGAAGUCGAUGGUUUUUUUUAAUAGGUUUUUUGGUUAGAUGUCUGUGGUUAACACAAGCUUAUGAGAUUUUAAAGUUUUGUUCUACAACACAAAAUACUACAGUAAAUGCCCCACUUGUGAAUUUUGGCGCUUUUACGUGUCUUACAAAAUGCUAACAAGUGGCUAAAUGAGACGACGGAGGUUGUCGGGGACAUUAAAUGUUGUCACGCUGAACAAACUCAUCUACUCAGCGGUGGUGAUGUGAAGUCAUGCGAGCGUGGUGUAGUUUCUCUUAUAGCCUCACGUUAGCGCUUGACUUCUGGUGAUCGCAUUUACGCUUCAACAAUCACAAAAGUGUUGAUUAUUUGUGAAGAUUAUCUUGCGGAACAAAACGUGAAAAUAUCUUAAACAUUUGUUUGCUAGAGCUUAUUCUCUGCAAUUAUCCAAAAUCCAGUAGACAUCCCGUUGGCUUUUUCUCGGGGGAACCAGGGCGAUGCUAACUUCCGGAUUGGCCUUCAAAAAUACGUCAUUCCCGCAGCACUCUACCGCCAGAACAUGCAGAAGUGCAAGCUGCGGUUACCAUAUUUAUCCAGAUUAUUUUUUCCUGCAAAGCUUGAAGUAAUGGACCUGCUUAACAAAAAUGGUGGACAUGUAUUUCUUUUAGUUUUUAUCAAAAGGUUAUGGUGCGCGGUUCAAACAGGAUUGAGGGGUGGGAGGGUUCAGAGAAAGUAUUGGCUGCUGAAGACAGGGCAGCUCUGGUCUGGUGGGGGGGGGCAAGUUACACUGGUUUUAGCAAUUUUGUGGACAAUCCGAGCGGGAUCCUACAUCGUUGCAAGUUAAUGUGUCGUCCCCUUUCUUUUUUGUCCGUGAGUUGUGAUUGUCCCGUGCUGGCGCCCCGCGGUCCCUUUCCUCUUUCUCGUUUUAGUCGCAAACUGUUUUGUUUUUUUGCUUUAGGAUAGAUGUUUUUGUUGUCCAAGCAAAACUAAUUGAUACUAAGCAGAAGAUACUUUUUUUACUGGUAGAAAAAAAGGACUUAAAAAAGAAGAGGCUAACCAUGAGUAAUAAUAAGUAUCCCUAUGAAAGUGAAUUCUGGGUGUUUUUGUGACAUUUCUUUCCCCACCCAGACAGGUUUUCUAUGUUUGUUCCUUCUCUAUGAUAGAUAUUUGUUAUGCACUACACUUUGUAUCCGAACAGUUUUCGACGGUCAGCAGUUCUUUUUGUUAGAGACACAAAAAAAAUGAUAAAGCGUGCUUUCUGACUGACAAGAUCUUUUGCAAUACCUCAAUUUUGAAAUAUAUUAGGAGAGAAACUGAUAUUUUCUAAGUAAGUUUAUUCAGAUGAAAAAAUAUAUAUUAAUUUAAUUCUUCAAGAGAAAUGAUUUAACAGAUGGUUGAUUUUUAUUUUAUUUUAUCAUGCUUAUUUGCUUUUAUUUUAAGAAUUUAUUUUUUUGAAAAAGACAACAACUGAAGGAGCUAGAGCUUUAUAACUAAUAUAAUAAUGUAGUUGGAGAGAGUGCAGUCUACUUUAUUACAGUGGACGUGAGGGUGAGUGUCCCACUGGUCAAAUUGGACGAAACAUCAGCGAAGAGCUCUUUAGGAAAAAAAACUAUCAGGUGCUCAGAGAUAAAACUGAACAUAUUUCCCACGUUUUUGUAUAUUUAUAAUCAAUCAUUUACUAUGCUGACCAGAGUUGUGAAAGAGAUCUUCUGUUCAUUAUUUUUUUAAGAGAAGUUUUUUAUGUUUCCUAAAAGUAUGUGCUCCCUUUUGUUUUGUAAAAAAGCAACGUGACGCUGAUUUGUUGGCCUGACAUCGUCGGGAGAAAAACAAAAAGAGACUUGUGAGGGUCUGAACAGCUGGAGGUAGAGAGACAAGAAUGUUAUUUUUAAACACAAAACAGACACACGUGUUUUCACCUGUAACUUGAUCGAAAGCCCCAAAGGUGCAUCAAUUGACUGGUGGCCUUCUAUUCACGCAAGACUUGAAUUAGUCCCAUUUUUUAAGGCUAAGAACCUUGAUUCUUUGUUGUAAUGUGCAAUACUGUUUGUACUGUUUGUAGAAAAGAAGAAAACAAGAAAAAGAGACAUAAAUCUUUAUUGCAGAAUUAUUUUCAUUGCAAGCAUUGUGAUUCACUAAAAUCAUUUUCUACUGUGUAUUUACCUACUCUAUCUGCUAGUACCUUCCAGUAGUAAUGUAGCCUUUGUACUGAGAAAUUUUCAUUAUUUUUAGAAAGUUUUGCUAAAAAAGAAAAUAAUUUAAACAUAUUUACAUAUUUUCAUUUUUAUUUCGUAUUUUUUUCUUUACAGAAUUAUUUCUCAACCAUUAUUUCUUGGGGAGACUUUCAUAUCUGGUCAAUGUCAUUAAUAUUAUUUUGUAUUUUUACUUGGAAUAAAUUAAUUUUAUGAUGAUAAUUCUUUAAAAGUUUAUUUUUUUUGUUUGUUCACUUUUUUCAUUUCUUUUGAAGCUGAAAAAAAAGUUUGUAAUAUUGUUACUAAAAGUGUCUCGAUUCUUGAAAUGCUAAGCUUUAUGUGUUAACUCGCUGAAGUUGCUUACAUUAGUGUGAAAAUGAUCCAUGGAGAAAAGAAAAGCAAAAAUUCACAAACAGGUGGUUGGUGAUGUUAAAGUGAUUCGCAAUGUAAACAAAUGAAUGGGCAAUAAAAUAAAACUGGCAGAACGGAGCAUACAUGCAGUAUGUUGUGAUGUAAUUGUGGAAGAUGGACAACACCACUGACCAUUUGCAAAUACAUUGCUUCUGCUACUCCAAUAAUACUGCUACUACUACUCCUACUCCUACUACUACUACUAUUACCACUAACGACAAUAACGCGUCCUCACUGUGCAGUGGAGAGCAACAUUUCCUCACAGGUCAAAUAUUCUCUUCUUCGUAGUAGGUUCAGUCCCUGCAGUGUGUACCAGUGUGAUUGUAUUUAAGUAUGAAUGUAAAUGUAGAGAUUCACUGUUUAAUAUACAACGUUUGGGAAGAGCAUGUAUAACUGUAGAAUUUUAAUUAUUCAUAGAAGGCAAUGGUCUAAAGUGUUUUUUUCUUACCUGACUUUUUAUUUGUUUUUGUAGGCCUACUUAAAAAAAAAAAAAAAUUCAAAUUUCUAAAUCCUACAUUUCACCUCCUGAUCUUCUGCCUUAAAAAGAAUAGUUUGAUAUUUUUGUGAAAUACUCUAAUUCGCCUUCUUGCCAAGAGUAAGAUGAAAAGAUUGACACCACGGUCUACGAUACAUAUAAAGCUACGGACUGCUAGCUUAGCCUAGCAUUAGCACCCUGCUACAUAACUCCCCCGUAAAACUACAGCUCAUAGUUUCACACUUUGGUUUGUGUACAGAUUAAAGAUACUGUGUUAAAUAGUGAACUCUAGUGGGACUUAUAAUCUUAGCCUAGCACCCAGCACCUCUAAAGCUAGCUAUGUCUUGUCUGGGAGCAGUGACUUCUUGAAAUGUGUCGUUUUACACUCUUUUGUUUUUGUAUGAAUUUAACAAACAAACUAUAACAUGCAGGUCUUGUAAGCUUUUAACAGAGCCAUGAUAGUCGUUUACAAUCUUUAUGCUAAGCUAAGCUAACUGGCUUCAGGCCUGCAGCUUUGUAUUUACUGCACAGACAUGAGAGUGGUAUUGUUAUGCUCAUGUUAUUCUAAAUAAGACAGCGAAUUGUGUUGUAGCCCAAAAAAGGUUUUGUUUCUUGUUUGUUUUUUGCUGAAGUGACGUCCCUUCCUGUCUUCAUCCGAAAAGAGACUUCAGUGCUCAUGUGAGAAUGUUAUUUCUGGCUGGCCUUUUCUACCAGUUUAUACAGCUGAUGCUAAUGCUAAUACCAAACCCCCGCCCCCCAUGUCUUCUCAUUAGUCCCACUCUUCUCUCUCUCCCAGGGCUCUGUAUUAUUCACCAACACCAAGUAUCUAUCUCUAUCUCCUGACCUUUGAUUUAAGUUUCUCUUAAAACAAUUUAUACCUGAACUAUACGAGUGUAUGUGCAAAUGAAAAAGAUCACGAUUUGGAUGAUGGCAAGCAUUUUAUAUAUUCCUCUCUAUAGAUAAACGUAUGUAUUUCAUGUAACUAGACUUGGGUAGUAUUCUGUAUAUUCACUUCUGCUACAUGGCGUUCUCUGGGUAGGUAAACACUGUCGGUCUCGUCAUGUUGUGAUCUCAAAAUAGAUGAAAAAAAAAAAGAUUGGUAAUGUGCUUUUUUUUCCCCCCACAAACAUCCCACUACUUUUGAAAUGUACAUUUUUUUUUUUUUUAUUAUGGCAUCUGUGCUUUUAUUUUCUAGGUUUUUAUUUCCUGACUUGAACACUGGUUCUGUCUUGGCGAGGCUUUUGAGAUUGUUGACUUGGUCUGAACCUUUUGCAGUAUAACUGUGAUUUGAAAACGUGGAGCUCAAUGCUGCUAAUGCUUACUACUGCUUCAGAGUUUGUAGUUCCCACCUUAAUUUUUCCUUUUUCUGUACUAAUAAGCAAAUCUUAUUAAACGUAGUUGUAUGACGCUG